AUGGCGUCGCCGCCCCCCGUAGAAGACCAGGCCAGGCUGCUUGAAGAUGCCCUCGCCGUGGUGCGCCAGCAGACGAUGCUCAUGCGGCGCUGUCUCGAGACGCCGGGCAAGUUGAUGGAUGCGCUCAAGUGCAGCUCGACCCUCGUCUCAGAACUGCGCACCAGCAGCCUCGGCCCCAAACAGUACUAUGAGCUAUACAUGGCCGUCUUCGAUGCCCUGCGCCACCUGGCCGUCUACUUGCGCGAGAACCACCCAGUCAACCACCUUGCCGACCUCUAUGAGCUGGUCCAGUAUGCCGGCAACAUCAUCCCCCGCCUCUAUCUCAUGGUCACCGUCGGUACCGUCUACAUGGCCAUUGAAGAUGCGCCCGUCAAGGAGAUCAUGAAGGACAUGAUGGAGAUGAGUCGCGGGGUUCAGCACCCCGUCCGUGGCCUCUUCCUGCGCUACUACCUUGCCGGCCAGGCCCGCGACCACCUUCCCUCGGGUGAUGGUGAUGGGCCGGAGGGCAACCUGCAGGAUUCCAUCAGCUUCAUUCUCACAAACUUCGUCGAGAUGAACAAGCUGUGGGUCCGCCUGCAGCACCAGGGACACUCGAGGGAGCGGGAGCAGCGGACCAAGGAGCGACAAGAACUGCAACUUUUGGUCGGCAGCAACUUGGUCCGUUUGAGCCAGCUGGUCGAUCUAGACAACUAUAAGAAGAUUCUCAACCCGCUGCUUGAGCAGAUUGUCCAGUGCCGGGACGUGCUUGCGCAAGAAUAUCUCCUCGAAGUUGUCACCCAGGUCUUUCCAGAUGAGUUCCACCUUCACACCCUCGAUCAGUUCCUUUCUGCCGUCGCACGCUUAAACCCGCAAGUCAACGUCAAGGCCAUUGUCGUUGGCCUUAUGGACCGAUUGUCGUCGUAUGCGCAAAGAGAAGCCGAGUCGGAAAGUCCAGAACAGCGCAAGAAAACAGAAGAGGAAUCGAUAGCACACCUUUUGGAGCAGAUGCGGACAGCAAAGGAAAACAAGGCAGCUGAACCGGAACCUGCGCCGACACAGCAAAAUGGCAACUCUUCAGAAACAUCAGAAACGCAACCAUCCACGGAAGAGACCACAGAAGAAACCACAGAAGACUCAUCAACCCCUGCCAAGGCACCUGCUGAAGAGACUCCAGCGACAGAGGCAGACGGGGAGAUUGAGAAGAAACGGGGAAUACCGAACAAUGUCAAGCUUUUUGAGAUAUUCAACGAGCAGGUGCAGACAUUGGUGAAGAUGCAGCGACUGCCAAUACAAGACACCAUUGGACUGCUGGUGUCACUGGCAAAUCUUGCGCUGAACAUCUAUCCUGAACGGCUCGAUUACAUUGACCAAGUUUUGACAUUUGCAAACCAAAAAGUUGCCGAAUACCAGAACAGCGCAGACCUACACUCGCAGGCUACCCAGAGCCAAAUCCUCAGUCUCCUUCUUUCACCCAUCAAGACCUACAUCUCGCUCUUCACCGCUCUAGCGUUACCAAACUUCAUCCCGCUCCUACACUCACAACCAUACCCGACUCGAAGAGCUGUAGCAGGCGAGGUAGCAAGAAGUCUCAUGCGAAACCAAACUUCCAUUGCAACAGCAGAGAAUCUCGAAAGCGUGUUGGAGAUUUUGAAAGUCUUAAUUAGAGAAGGCAUACAACAAGCGCAAGGAUACCCAGGUGGGCCAAUCCAGAGAAGGGCACAGGAGACGGAGGAGACAAUAGAAGAACAGGGUUGGCUCGCGCGGAUAGUACAUCUGAUCCAUGGCAAAGACAACGAUACCCAAUUCAAGCUCCUGCAGACCGCGCGAAAGGCCUUUGCCGACGGCAACGAGCGCGUCAAGUACACAUCUCCUGCUAUCAUUACAGCGUCACUCAAGCUUGCUCGCCAGUACAAGAAGCGCGAACACUUUGAAGACAACUGGCAGUCGCAGUCAUCGGCUCUUUACAAGUUUAUGCACAACACCCUCUCGACGCUGUACACUCGGGUCACAGGCUCCGCAGACCUUUCCCUUCGCCUCUUUGUUGCUUGUGGUCAGGUCGCAGACCAGAGCGGCUUCGAAGAGGUCGCGUACGAAUUUUUUGCACAAGCAUUUACAAUCUACGAGGAGGCUAUUAGUGAUUCAAGAGCACAGUUCCAGGCUGUAUGUGUCAUUGCAAGCGGCUUGCACACCACAAGGAAUUUUGGAAAGGAGAAUUACGAUACCCUGAUUACCAAGUGCGCGCUACACGGCAGCAAGCUGCUAAAGAAGCCGGAUCAAUGCCGCGCUGUGUACCUUGCAAGCCACCUAUGGUGGGCGACCGAGAUUCGGGCGCUGGGUGAGGAGGACCCCAAGGACCUCUACCGCGACGGCAAGCGCGUCCUCGAAUGCUUACAACGAGCGCUCCGUGUCGCCGACGCCUGCAUGGACGCCGCCGUAUCCGUUGAGCUCUUCGUCGAGAUCCUAAACAGAUACGUCUACUACUUUGACCAAGAAAACGAAGCCGUUACAACCAAAUACCUCAACGGCCUCAUCGAACUCAUCCACUCAAAUCUGCAAUCAAACGAAAACGCUUCUUCCCUCGAGAACCCCCGUAAACAUUUCCAGCGCACUCUGGAUUACAUAGCAAGUCGCGAGUAUGAAGGUGUGGUAACGACGCCCAAGUAG
Molecule: messenger RNA, 2643 nt
Organism: Bipolaris zeicola 26-R-13
Lineage: Eukaryota; Fungi; Ascomycota; Dothideomycetes; Pleosporales; Pleosporaceae
Exons: 7
Coding region: 1-2643 (880 amino acids)
Biological process (GO): intracellular protein transport; retrograde transport, endosome to Golgi
Cellular component (GO): retromer, cargo-selective complex; late endosome; retromer complex
Source: RefSeq, a predicted model, not a curated record